Messenger RNA from Leptinotarsa decemlineata (Colorado potato beetle), 2664 nucleotides. RefSeq names its product transducin beta-like protein 3. NCBI's taxonomy places the organism in Eukaryota, Metazoa, Arthropoda, Insecta, Coleoptera, Chrysomelidae. The record is from RefSeq and is a predicted model, not a curated record. Gene Ontology annotation, biological process: endonucleolytic cleavage in 5'-ETS of tricistronic rRNA transcript (SSU-rRNA, 5.8S rRNA, LSU-rRNA); endonucleolytic cleavage to generate mature 5'-end of SSU-rRNA from (SSU-rRNA, 5.8S rRNA, LSU-rRNA). Gene Ontology annotation, molecular function: protein binding; U3 snoRNA binding. Gene Ontology annotation, cellular component: nucleolus; 90S preribosome; small-subunit processome.
UUUACACUAGGUUAAAAUGUUUACAUUACCAUCUCUUCAAGUCUAUUUGUGUAUGAAUUAUGUAAAAAAAAAUCCUCACUCAUAUCUAAAUCAUUUUCAUUCAUAUAACUCCAGACAAUCACAACAGAUACUAAAUUACUGCCGUUUUUCGAAAAAUUAUUAUGGUCCUAUUUUAUUCAACACACUAUCAGACGAUAUAUCUCUAUUUUAAUAAAUAUUUUCGAUAUUUUUGAAAUAUAUAAUCAUUGACAAGGUAUAUUUAUCUUGAUGACUAUGAUCCAUUCACUUCCAAGUGGAUUAAAACAAUUGAAGCUCUCCAGAAAGUUUGAACUGGAAUCAAAACAUGGAGCUUUCUAUACAGGAGGCAAUGUGGAGUGGUUUGAAGAUACCCUUUAUUGCCAAAACAAUUCGAAUAUUUCCUUAUUGAAUACAGAAAAUGGUGUGGUUUCAAAAACAAUUGGCGAAGAAAACUCUGAAGAUGCAGACUCAAUAUAGACAUUUACAACAAAUGGACAACAAACUGUGUCUUCACACAAAAGUGGUUUACUCAAGUUAUGGAAUCAAAAUGGAGAAAUUGAAAAAAUGUGGAAAUAUAUUCAUCUUGGCCCCAUAGCGAAAUUAGCACUAAAAGAUAAUAAAUUGGCAAGUGGUGGAUCUGAUAGCAUUGUCAGGAUAUGGGAUCUGCAGUAUCAAGCUUGCAUUCUUAGUUUGAAAGGUUGUCAGGGUGUUAUUAAUGUUGUGGAAUAUCAUCCCAUUGAUGAUUUCAUCUUUGCAUCAGGAGAUGAUGGCAAAAUUAACUGUUAUGAACUCAAUAAAGGGGAGUUGAAAUGUGUCUAUAAUGCACAUUACAGUAAAGUAACUUCUGUAGUAUUCAGUCAUGAUAACCAACAUUUCAUUAGUUGUGCCAGAGACAAGGUGUUGAUACUCUGGGAAUUUGGAAACCCUGUUCCAUUAAAAACUUUACCAGUACAAGAAGCAGUAGAAGUUAUAGUGAGCUUACCAAAAAAAUUUCAACUUCCUGAUUUUAAAUCUGAUCCCAGCAGUAUUUACGUAGCAUCUGCUGGUGAAAGAGGAGUAGUGAGAGUGUGGGAUGUUACAAAAUCCAAAGAAGUAUUUGUUCAAACAAAUUCUUUGGUGACACCUGCUUCCGAGGAAGGAUGUUUAGCCAUAUCAAAUAUAAAAUUUCACAGAAAGUUGAAAGCUCUCGCACUUGUAACAGUUGAUCAGAAUAUUAUUAUAUAUCAUUUGAAAUCAUUUGUUUGCCUGAAACAGUUCAUAGGAUUUUCAGAUGAAAUACUGGAUAUCACAUAUGUUGGAAAAGAUGAUUCUCACUUGGCUGUAGCAACAAAUUCAAACGACAUUAAAUUGUAUUGUAAUACUACCUUGAACUGUCAAAUCUUGAAGGGACAUACUGAUAUAGUAUUGUCUUUGUGCACUAACAAAAUAAGACCUGACCUAAUGAUUUCAUCUGGAAAAGAUAAUACUGUCAGGUUGUGGUUAUUGGAAGGUUCUACAAAUUCAAUGAGCUGUAUAGGAAUUGGUUUACGGCAUGGUGCAUCUGUAGGUUCAGUUAAUUUUAGUCAGACGACUUGUAAUUUUGCUGUCUCAGCAAGUCAAGAUACAUGCUUGAAAAUGUGGGAAAUCCCCACUGAACCAAAGAAAAACAAUAGUCUCUACUGCUCUCAUACUACAAUAGCUCAUGAAAAGGAUAUCAACUCUGUGGCAGUAUCUCCAAAUGAUAAGAUUAUAGCAACAGCUUCUCAAGACAAGACUGCCAAGAUUUGGACAACAUCACUGGAAUUGGUAGGCAUUUUAAAAGGUCACAAGAGGGGAGUAUGGUCAAUUCGAUUUUCUCCAGUCGAUCAAGUUGUUGUAACCUCAUCGGCUGAUUGCACGGUUAAGUUGUGGUCUGUGGCAGAUCUAAGUUGUCUGAAAACAUUCCAAGGGCACGACGCUAGUGUGAUUAGGGCAGAAUUUAUUGCAUCUGGCAUGCAAAUAUUGAGUGCAGGGGCUGAUGGUUUGUUGAAGUUAUUUUCCAUUAAGACAUCUGAAUGUGUAUGCACCCUAGAUCAACACAGUGCUCGAAUAUGGGCCUUAGCAAUCAAACAAGAUGAAACUGCUUUUGUAACAGGGGGUAGCGAUUCAGUUCUAAUCAAGUGGAAGGAUGUUACUCAAGAAGUGAGAUUGAAACGUAUAGAAGAAGCUGAAGAGUUGGCUAAACAAGAACAAAAAUUAAAUAAUUACUUGAUGGAAGAAAAUUUCCUCAAAGCACUGAAGUUGGCAUUGAAAUUGGAUAGACCUCGGCAAGUAUUGAUGAUUUUACAAAGUGUGAAGAAUUCCGAUAGUGAUUUGGCAGAAACCAUAAAAAAAUUGCGAAAUGAUCAAAAGGAAAGCCUGUUCAAGAUGGCAAUCAAUUGGAAUAUGAAUGGAAAGAAUUGUCAUUCUGGAAUAUUAGUGAUGAAUAUUUUGAUGAAAGAUUUGCAAGAGGGAGAUUUCAGACCUGUGGGAUUGACUUCUUUGCUGGAAGCAGCUCUUCCUUACUUGGAGAGGAAUUUCAAACGCUUAGAACAGCAGAUGAAGAAUUCAGAGUUGACUAGGUAUAUUAUCAAUUGUAUGAAACCACAUGCUAAAUGUAUAGAAUAAACAAACUGUUAUGUUAACAAG